Molecule: messenger RNA, 1494 nt
Organism: Aphis gossypii (cotton aphid)
Lineage: Eukaryota; Metazoa; Arthropoda; Insecta; Hemiptera; Aphididae
Exons: 3
Coding region: 178-858 (226 amino acids)
Biological process (GO): regulation of transcription by RNA polymerase II
Cellular component (GO): nucleus; transcription regulator complex
Molecular function (GO): DNA binding
Source: RefSeq, a predicted model, not a curated record
ACCGGACAUGUCAUCAUUAUUUGUUUUUGGGGAAAUCGUAUUAUUCGUAUUAAUUGGUCUGUAAGACUCCCCACUUAGCGGCUUAUCAACUAUAAAAUAUGUUGUUGCGACCGAUGAGACUACAGUGCUGCAGCAACAAUAAUAUACACACGACACGUUACGAGUUACGACGACACAAUGUCAAAAUUAGUAUUUUCGCCGUCCGACGAUGAAAUGCUGGUCAAAGAGGUGCAAAAAUAUCCUAUGUUAUACAAUAUGGAACAUGCAGAUUACAACAAUUAUUUAUUAAAAGAUGUUAUAUGGAAAGAGAUAUCGACCAAAAUCAAUAAAUCUGUUGAUGAUACCAAAAAUCGGUGGAAAAAUAUAAGAGACUCGUACACACGAAACAAAAGCAAACCUGGAACUGGAUCGGCAGCAUCAACCAAAACUAAAUUGUCCUUGACACUGCGUGUCAGUUUAUUGGACAAUUUUGAAUAUGAACGAGACUCAACUAGUAACGAUCCUAUGGACGGCAAUAUAGACUUUCUUACUGAUGAAGAAAUUGAUGAUACAUUAUAUGAAGCAGCAAAUAACUUACCACCAGCUGAAAUGCCAAGUAAGAAGCGCGGUUUGUCUGGUACAAGAAAAGAUGCCGAUUUAAUAAUGAAUAAAUCAGAAGAACCAAAUAAGCGUAUUAAACAAACUUUGGAAAAAGAAGAAGACGAUAUGGACGAUGUUGAUUUAUUUUUUAAAUGUAUAGCUGCAAUAGUUAAAACAUUUUCACCCAAAGAUCAACUUUUAAUGAAAAUAAAAAUGUUAUUUAUAAUGGCCGAACUUGAACAAAAACGUGACAUAAACAAGCAACCGAAACAACCGUAAUAACCCAUGAUGUAACCACACUCUGUUCGCCAAAUAUCAAAUGAACUAUCUACAUUCUACAGACUCCAUUACAACAUAUACAUUUUCAAACAUUGGAUCCCAUUCAACCUUCUCUAACAAUAUCUGCAAGUAUAUUUACUCAAGAUCUUCAAACUUACAGCUUUCCAUGUAUAAUUAUGAUGUCUCAAUCAAGAAUAGCGGACAAUUUCCUCCCAGACAUUUCCCCUCCGACUGUUUUUGGCGUAGUAGGACAAUUCCUCCUUAAUAUAUUUUCGAUGCGAACGUUUCCCCCCCAUUUUUUUUCAUUUUUUUUUUCCAUAAAUAUAAUCAAUUAUACCAUAAUUACCUUUUAUUGUAGAUGUAUAUUUUUGAUCAAUUCCUACAAGCUAUUUGAAACAAUAAAAUAAUAGUAAUUUAAAAGAUUCUCUAAAUAAAAAAUAAUAGUCUAGCAUACCGUAUUACUUAUUAGCCAGUAACAUUUAAAUCUAAAAUUGUAUCUAAAACCCAAUCAAUUGCUGGGUUGUCAAAAACUAUCCUAAUUAUUUGAUUUAGGCUAUUAAGAUAGGAUUCUUCAACAAUCUUAUAUCGUCAUGAGCAAUGAUUUUUACAAAAUAUAUCAUUUUUAUAUCGACAUAU